UAAAGAAACAAUGGUUUUGUUUUUUUUUGAGUUGACAUGAAUGAAUGUUUACAUAGCAUAUGAUAUCUAGUAAGCUAGUUUGUGAGUGUAUAUAAAGUACAUUAUUAAUGUAAUUCGUGCAAUAUCUUUCAUUUAAAAACGUAAUUGACGACAUUAUUAAAACAAAAUACUAAUUAACUUGAUUUUUAUAUUUGAACCCAUGUGCUAAAGCGGAUUUAUAUACGUUGACAAGGAAUUUAAAGUACCAUUUAUAAAGAGUUUUCACUGGAAUAAAAUACGGACUAUAUCUGAAAUCGUUUAUAUUGUCAUCAUCGUGACAAUUAAUACAACAGCAACCGCAACAGCAGCACCAUCGCCGAAAUUCGAGCUGUCCUUUUGAAACUCCAUUCUCCCGGAUAAUUGUAUUCAGAAAUUAUAGGUAUUUAGGAAGAAGAUGCAAUUGGACACUAUGUAUGUGACAAUACUUGUUCUAUUAAUCCUGUCACAGGCUACCAUUGGCCUGUCCCAAGAUUGCACGUCCGGCACAGCUGAUGUUGUUUUCGCGGUGGACGAAUCGUCGUCCGUGGGAGCAGCGAACUUUAAAAGUGUGGUACAGUUUAUCACCGCCAUAAUUAACGGGCUCGCCAUCGGACCGGCGGCGGUACAGGUCGGGUGGGUCCGGUUCUCCACUCGUGCCACCAGCAAGUUUUUUCUGAACACGUACACCACGGCGGCUGCCAUUGUCAAGGACAUAGAUGGACUCCGCUUGACAGGUGGCAGCACGAACAUCAAAGAUGCCUUCGAGAAAGCACGUGACGCGCAGUUCGUCGCAUCAAAAGGUGCCCGGCAAGGGGCCCAGAAGGUGCUCGUGCUUGUGACGGACGGGGAUCAGGAAGGUUUGCAACCGGUGGCGCAGACUCUGCGCAGCUCUGGUAUAAAGAUCAUCACCCUGGGGAUCACAUCCGACGUUGACGAAGUACUGCUGACUAACAUAUCCGACAAGUUCUUCUUCAUUGAGGCAUUCAGCAACCUGUCUUCCGUCCAGCAAGCACUCUUAUCGGCCAUCUGCGAAGCAACCAAAGAGCCUCCCCUUCCGUGUAGCAACGGUCCAUGUCUACACAACGGCACGUGUACUGACAUAGGGACCAGCGAUUUCUCGUGUUCAUGUACGGAGCUAUAUACGGGGUCCAACUGCGGAACCGUAUUCGACCCUUGUAGUUCAGAUCCUUGCCUAAACAAAGGCACGUGUACUUGGCACGAAGCUCUAAAUUACACGUGCUUGUGUACCAAGGGAUAUGUCGGAGAUCACUGUGAAACUGAUAUAGACGAAUGUUUGAAUGGUACAAGCGGAUGCGAACAACAAUGUCAUAACAGCCUUGGAAGUUUCGAAUGCGCAUGCGGAAGCGGAUAUAGGCUCACAUCAGACGGGAAAUCCUGCAAUGAUACCAACGAGUGCAGUAUCGGGUCGCACCAAUGUCAGCAGGUCUGCUUCAACACGGACGGCAGUUACUCCUGCUUCUGCAACGCUGGAUUCACCAAGAACACAGACGGAUUGUCGUGUGACGAUAUAGACGAAUGUUCCAAAGGACUGCAUAACUGCAGCGAUAUUUGCAACAACAUGCCGGGUGGAUUCCACUGUGCCUGCAAAUCCGGAUAUUCACUCACAUCAGAUAACGCAUCUUGCAGUGAUACCGACGAAUGUACCGCCGGCACCGACAUCUGUCAGCAGGAGUGUCAUAACACCGUCGGCAGCUACAACUGUUCCUGUUACCAAGGCUACACAAUAGGCGCAGAUGGCUACACCUGUGAAGACACGGACGAAUGUUGGCAGGCCACGGCCAACUGUUCCCAGACCUGCACCAACAUCCCCGGAUCGUACACGUGCUCCUGUCGUCAGGGCUACCAGCUACUUUCGGACAACGCCACGUGCGAAGAUAUUAACGAGUGCAGUAUCGACUCGGACCAAUGUCAGCAAGUCUGCUUAAACACGGACGGCAGUUAUUCCUGCUUCUGCAACGCUGGCUUCACCACGAACACAGACGGAUUGUCGUGUGACGAUGUGGACGAAUGCUCCAAAGGAAUGCAUAACUGCAGUGAUAUAUGUAACAACACACCGGGCGGAUUCCGUUGCGCCUGCAAAUCCGGAUAUACACUCAAGUCAGAUAACUCUUCGUGCAGUGACACCGACGAAUGUAUCGCCGGCAUCGACCUCUGUCAGCAGGAGUGUCACAACACCGUCGGCAGCUACAACUGUUCCUGUUACCAUGGCUACACACUAGGCAUGGAUGGCCACGUCUGUGAAGAUGUAGACGAAUGUCAGGGUCAGACAGACAACUGUCGUCAAGUCUGCACGAACACAAUCGGCUCCUUCCGGUGCUCGUGCAAUGCAGGCUAUACGCUGAACCAAGACAACUCCACGUGCAGGGAUACGGACGAGUGUUUUCUGCGUACCCACGACUGCGCGCAGACUUGCACGAACGUGGUGGCUACAUACACGUGCAGUUGCGUUGCAGGCUACGAGGCACGUGACGCGGGUCGCACUUGCACAGAUGUGGACGAAUGCUUAGCUAAUUUGAACGACUGCGCGCACGUGUGUACGAACACCAACGGCAGCUUCCGUUGCUCCUGUAGAAACGGAUAUGCCCUUGCAAUCGACGGGAAAAGUUGUGAAGAUGUGGACGAAUGCGCCAGACAGACGCACGACUGCCAACAGCAGUGCUCGAACACCGUCGGUAGCUUCGUCUGCUCGUGCCGCACAGGCUUUAGACUCCAAGCCGACAGUAAAACAUGCGCAGAUAUUGACGAGUGCGUGGCGGGCACGAGCGGCUGUGCGCACAAGUGUUCUAACCGACCUGGCGGGUAUCAAUGCUCCUGCUUAACCGGAUUUCAGCUACAAGCAGACGAUCAUAGCUGUACAGACGUGAAUGAGUGCGCAUCCGGAACAAAAGACUGCCAACAGAUAUGCACCAACACAGUUGGCACCUACGCAUGCGCAUGUCACACUGGGUUUACUCUUAACGAGGAUUUACGGUCAUGUACAAAUAUUGACGAUUGUGCAAACGUCUUCUGCGGUCGAGGUUUCUGUCAGGACGGUCUAGCCUCGUACCGCUGCCUGUGCGAUCCGGGCUACACCGGACCGACCUGUCUCACUGACAUCGAUGAAUGUCAGUCGAAGCCCUGCCUCCACGACGGUUCAUGUACAGAUAGUGUUGCUGACUUCAAUUGCACAUGCGCAGCAGGUUUCCAUGGAAAGCGAUGCGAAAUAAACUCUGACGAGUGCACGAGCAACCCUUGUCAGAACAACGGUACGUGUGAGGACGGCGUCAACGCGUACAAGUGCAGCUGUAUCGGAACCGGAUAUGAGGGCACCCACUGCGAAAAUUUUCAAAACUUCUUCGACAAGAGAACGUACGACGUUUUAGUGAUCGCUAUUCCGGCAGGUGUCGUCGGGCUGGCCGCACUGUUAACGUGUGUGCUGUGUGUUAUACUGGCACGGCGGAAACAUUCAGGGUCACAUACGAUGAAAAAAGAAAAAGAGCUAGAUCCGCAGAAGUAUUGGGACGAAAUCCCUGGAACGGACGACACUGACAUCGGCGUUAUUCAAGUUGAAUUUAGCACCAAAUUGUGAUCUGAGCACUAUACGAACUCCGUAUUAGAAUACAUUACGAACAAGCAAAAUGGGUGCCCCUAGCGAAUAUUUAUCUACGUUUUCUUUCGGUUAUAUUCGCAAAAUAUGUCACACUUCUUAUUCAACGUCCCAUUUAUGAGACUAGUUCCGAACAUGCUUAAGUCAUUAUUCUUUCUGAACUACGACAUUUUUCUUCUAAGUUUUUUGGGAUCAGUUUAACCAUCAUGGUCAAUUUUGGUGUUCACUGACGGAUUUUAAGUGUUGAGUCUGACUCAACCCUGAGUUUGAGGUAGAAUAUAUGGAUAUUCAUAUGGAGGGCUGAGAUUUGAUGUGGCUCACUAGCUUACCGACGUUCUCAGAGUUCAUGGCUCACUAGCUUACCGACGUCCUUUCUCAGAGCCCAUGGCUCACUAGCUUACCGACGUUCUCAGAGCUCAUGGCGCACUAGCUGACCGACGUUCUCAGAGCUCAUGGCUCACUAGCUUACCGACGUUCUCAUAGCUCAUGGCUCACUAGCUUACCGACGUUCUCAGAGCCCAUGGCUCACUAGCUUACCGACGUUCUCAGAGCUCAUGGCUCAUUAGCUUACCGACGUUCUCAGAGCUCAUGGCUCACUAGCUUACCGACGUUCUCAGAGCCCAUGGCUCACUAGCUUACCGACGUUCUCAGAGUUCAUGGCUCACUAGCUUACCGACGUCCUUUCUCAGAGCUCAUGGCUCACUAGCUUACCGACGUUCUCAGAGCUCAUGGCUCACUAGCUUACCGACGUUCUCAGAGCUCAUGGCUCACUAGCUUACCGACGUUCUCAGAGCUCAUGGCUCACUAGCUUACCGACGUUCUCAGAGCCCAUGGCUCACUAGCUUACCGACGUUCUCAGAGUUCAUGGCUCACUAGCUUACCGACGUCCUUUCUCAGAGCUCAUGGCUCACUAGCUUACCGACGUUCUCAGAGCUCAUGGCGCACUAGCUUACCGACGUUCUCAGAGCUCAUGGCUCACUAGCUUACCGACGUUCUAAGAGCUCAUGGCUCACUAGCUUACCGACGUUCUCAGAGCUCAUGGCGCACUAGCUUACCGACGUUCUCAGAGCUCAUGGCUCACUAGCUUACCGACGUUCUCAUAGCUAAUGGCUCACAAGCUGACCGACGUUCUCAGAGCUCAUGGCGCACUAGCUUACCGACGUUCUCAGAGCUCAUGGCGCACUAGCUUACCGACGUUCUCAGAGCUCAUGGCGCACUAGCUUACCGACGUUCUCAGAGCUCAUGGCUCACUAGCUUACCGACGUUCUAAGAGCUCAUGGCUCACUAGCUUACCGACGUUCUCAGAGCUCAUGGCGCACUAGCUUACCGACGUUCUCAGAGCUCAUGGCGCACUAGCUUACCGACGUUCUCAGAGCUCAUGGCGCACUAGCUUACCGACGUUCUCAGAGCUCAUGGCGCACUAGCUUACCGACGUUCUCAGAGCUCAUGGCGCACUAGCUUACCGACGUUCUCAGAGCUCAUGGCGCACUAGCUUACCGACGUUCUCAGAGCUCAUGGCUCACUAGCUUACCGACGUUCUCAUAGCUAAUGGCUCACUAGCUGACCGACGUUCUCAGAACUUAUGGCUCACUACCUCACAGACAUUUUCAGAGCUCAGCUGAAUGGAAACUAAAAUCUGAUCUUCUGAGUUCAGCUGAAAAAUGUAGAAUGUUCCUCAUACUGGGAUCAGCAUACUGACGAAAAUGUGUUCUGAUUAUCGUUACUAAACACGGAUAUAAUUACUUCCCGAAAUAAGGAUCUGCACUGCAUACCUCAAGAAUGUUUGGACCGGUGCUUAGCGAUAUUUGUAUCUGAUUAGAUCUGAUUAUUCUUUAUAUAUCACAAACGUUCUUUUUAAAAAACGUUGGCAAUUGUGGUCUGUCUGAAACGUUUUGUUUUUAUCUACGUGAUAUACUUUUUGUCUGCAUUUUAACUUGAUAACUUGUCGCGCGUUAAAUUUACGUUGAAUCAUCAGUUAUCCAUUAUAACUUUUAAUAUACGUACCUGUGAAAUAGGUGCAGUUGACUUUUAUAAAUAAAAGAAAUUUAUAAACACCAUCGAUUCCAUUACAUAUUCAGUUUCUGUUUUGUUUGUAUGUAAGUGUAUUGAAAUGUUGAUCCGUAGAUAAUUCUUUUCACAUUUAUUCAAAUUGAUCUCAUAUUUAUAUCUAUACAUAACUAAUAAACAUUCUCGCGAUUGUAUGUUUGUAUAUAUAUAUAUUGAAAUUAUGUUUGAGUCGCGCUCUGGGAAAUCCGUUCUUAACGAGACAUUUGCUUGGUAUGUUAUUCAAUAUUCUGUAGACAUUUCUGAUACUACGGCGACAUAACAUUGAGGUUGAACUCAACAGCAUUGCUUUCUUGUUUUUUUUUUUUUAUAAAUAUGUAUUACAUUCCUUUUGUGCCAUAGUUGCGAUACCUCAUGUUGUCGACUCAGGUCCAUUCUUGCUCUUUUGUAUAAGCGUUAUAAUCUGACCUAUGUGUACGUCGUUUUUAUCUUUGUAGUUUGCCAGUAUUUUUUUUCUCAGAGUAAAUGUUUAUAAGUUUUAAUUAAAAUGGUUCUCAUGUUUUCAGAAAUUAAGCGUGCUGAAUUUUUUCAUGCAGUUAUACUACAAAACAAAAUAUAAUGUCAUAGAUAAAUAUCUGUGUUGUUUAUGUGUCUUUUAUUACAACAAUCGAGGUAUUUCGGACUUAAGAAAUAAAACUAUCAAUGAAUCAGGCUUAAAAAAACGUUUCCACAAACCCGACCGGCCCUAUUUUUUUUUAUCUUUAACCUUUUUUCGUAUUUCAGUGCGAUAAAAACAAUACAUACAACUUUACCUUUAAAAAAUAAUGUUGAGUAAUGAUACAUUGGAUUGUUGUUAUUUUUAUAUUCUUUUUUAAAGUCGGAAUAACUAGUACUCAUUAAAAAGGUUAACGAAGAAACCCGUUUAGCCGUCAAAUCCAACAUGUUAAUUUGGAGAAGUGUUAGUGAAAACACGCCAUCUGUCUAUUUCCGCCAAUACCUUUGUAUUUUAGAUUUCCAUUUUGGUCCCCUACUCCGUAUACUUGUAAAGUCACAUCAAUUUUUUUAAUACUCUUAUAGUUCAGGACACAACAGACGCGAACACAUACAAAUUCUUCAUGGCUUCUUAAACAUGAUAUCAAUAAAGGCCAGUAGAACAUGAUAUCAAUAAUGGCCAGUAACUAAAAUAUUUAAAUGCGUUUGGUUAAUUCUAAGUUUGAACAUCUUAUUUUUAUUGUGUUUGUUUAUGUCAAAUUAUUUUUUUAUAUAAAAUGUAUACUGGGCAUACUGAACAUGUUUUUCCUCUUGUGUACAUAAAUACAUUUGAUGUGUGUGUGUAUACCUGUAUUUACAUAUUUUCAAAAUCGCAUUUUGCCUGAUUACAUAGAUUAUAUCCUGCUGCAGAAUUGUCAGUGCCUUGUAUAGUGUAGGAUAAUAAAGUAUACUAAUU
Dreissena polymorpha is the source of this 7076-nucleotide messenger RNA. Its product is annotated as fibrillin-2-like. The coding region runs from base 434 to 3607 and encodes 1057 amino acids. The transcript is spliced from 27 exons. The record is from RefSeq and is a predicted model, not a curated record. Lineage: Eukaryota; Metazoa; Mollusca; Bivalvia; Myida; Dreissenidae. Gene Ontology annotation, molecular function: calcium ion binding.